Molecule: messenger RNA, 9204 nt
Organism: Oncorhynchus tshawytscha (Chinook salmon)
Lineage: Eukaryota; Metazoa; Chordata; Actinopteri; Salmoniformes; Salmonidae
Product: voltage-dependent N-type calcium channel subunit alpha-1B-like
Exons: 45
Coding region: 1-6606 (2201 amino acids)
Biological process (GO): calcium ion import across plasma membrane; chemical synaptic transmission
Cellular component (GO): voltage-gated calcium channel complex; membrane; neuronal cell body
Molecular function (GO): high voltage-gated calcium channel activity
Source: RefSeq, a predicted model, not a curated record
AUGGAUAGUGGUACAGAUUGUAGUAUUGUCAGUCUGAUUGUCUGUUUGAUUGUGACCAGGAUGCUGGCUACAGUGGGAGCAGACUUUGACUUGAGAACUCUGAGGGCAGUACGGGUCCUGAGGCCACUGAAACUGGUGUCUGGAAUCCCUAGUCUUCAGGUAGUUCUAAAGUCCAUCAUGAAAGCCAUGGUGCCUCUGCUGCAGAUUGGCAUGCUGCUCUUCUUCGCUAUACUCAUGUUUGCCAUCAUCGGCCUGGACUUUUACAUGGGCAAGUUCCACCGGACCUGCUUCAGGACUGAUACAGGUGAGCAGGCAGCAGAGUUCCCCUGUGGUUUGGAGGCUCCAGCGAGGACCUGUGAAAAUGGAACUGUGUGUCAGGAAUACUGGAUCGGCCCCAACUACGGCAUCACCAACUUUGACAACAUCCUCUUUGCUAUUCUGACCGUCUUCCAGUGCAUCACCAUGGAGGGAUGGGUGGACAUCCUCUAUAACGCCAACGAUGCCUCAGGGAACACCUGGAACUGGAUCUACUUCAUCCCCCUCAUCAUCAUCGGAUCCUUCUUCAUGCUCAACCUGGUCCUGGGAGUCCUGUCUGGGGAGUUUGCCAAGGAGCGUGAGCGUGUGGAGAAGAGGCAGGAGUUUCUGAAGCUUCGCAGGCAGCAGCAGAUCGAGAGGGAGCUGACUGGAUACCUGGAAUGGAUAUGCAAGGCAGAGGAGGUGAUGCUGGCAGAGGAGGACAAGCAUGCUGAAGAGAUGUCUCCUCUGGAUGGAGCGUGGUACAAGAGGAAACACAACAACCCAGUGUUAAAAAGAGCCAAGAAGAGCAAGAAUGACCUGAUCAACGCUGAGGAGGGCGAAGACCACUUCACUGACAUCUCAUCUGUUGCUCCCCCAGGUUCUCCAUUCACCCGGGCCAGCCUGAAGAGCAGCAAGAACGACAGUGCUUCCUACUUCCGGAGGAAAGAGAAGCGGCUCCGCUUCACCAUCAGACGCCUGGUCAAGGCCCAGAGCUUCUACUGGACAGUCCUGUGUCUGGUGGGCCUCAACACACUGUGUGUGGCCAUUGUUCAUUAUGACCAGCCUGAGUGGCUCACCUAUGCGCUGUAUUUGGCAGAGUUUGUAUUCCUGGGCUUGUUUCUGACUGAGAUGUCCAUGAAAAUGUAUGGACUAGGACCUAGGAACUACUUCCAUUCCUCUUUCAAUUGUUUUGAUUUUGGAGUGAUUAUAGGCAGUAUUUUUGAGGUGAUCUGGGCAGUUGUGAAACCUGGGGCUUCAUACGGCAUCAGCGUCCUGCGAGCUCUCCGUCUGCUCAGGAUUUUCAAAGUCACUAAGUACUGGAACUCUCUGAGGAACCUGGUGGUCUCUUUACUCAACUCCAUGAAGUCCAUUAUCAGCCUGCUCUUCCUCCUCUUCCUCUUCAUCGUGGUGUUCGCCCUACUAGGCAUGCAGCUCUUUGGGGGAAUGUUUAAUUUUGAAGAGGAGACACCAACAACAAACUUCGACACCUUUCCAGCAGCCAUUCUCACAGUUUUCCAGAUUCUGACAGGAGAGGACUGGAAUGCGGUGAUGUAUCAUGGGAUAGAGUCCCAGGGGGGCGUUCGGUGGGGAAUGUUCUCCUCUAUCUACUUCAUCGUUCUCACCCUGUUUGGAAACUACACUCUGCUCAAUGUAUUCUUGGCCAUCGCUGUUGACAACCUUGCAAACGCACAGGAGCUCACUAAGGACGAGGAGGAGCAGGAGGUGGCCAUCACUAAGAAGAUGGCCCUCCAGAAGGUCAAGGAGGUGAAGGAGGUCAGCCCCAUUUCGGCAGCUAACAUCUCCAUCACAGCUAUGGAGCAGCAGAAGUCUCUGAAGAUGAUGUCAGUGUGGGAGCAGCGCACCACUCAGCUGAGGAGACACAACCUGCGGGCCAGCAGUGAGGCCCUGUACAGCGAGCUGGACCCUGAGGAGAGGCUACGCAUGUCCUCGGCCCUGCACAUCCGCCCUGACAUGAAGACCCACCUGGACCGGCCCCUGGUCGUGGAGCCCCACGAUGGCCCCGGCCCCAUGGGCUACCUCAAGCCCUGGACCCCUGAGGAGACAGAUAACCCUGGGGACCCAGCCGGCCCCCAGCCACGUAGGCGCCACCGGGACAGGGAGAGACCCAUCGACAAGGCCAAUGAGAUUGGAGAUUCAGGCAAAGAGGGUAGGCACCAUGUCCAUCACAGUCGCAGCAAGGACCCCAACGGGACUCGGUGCAAGGAGGGGAAGAGUGAGCGGUUGCACAGCCGAGAGGGUGGCAGGAGGCACCACCACCAGACCUCAGUGGAUGAGGGAGGUGGAGGGGGAACUGGGACGGGAGAGAGAGAGCACCGCCACCACCACUCCCACAGACAGGCCAGAGAGGGUAAUGGCACUGUCAACAGCGGACGCAAGGAUGAGCGCAGGUCACGCCACAAAGAUGGCCGCUCGGGAGAGAUAUGCCCCAGGGGAGAGAGCGGGGCCAAUGGGGAGAGGAGGAGACAGAAGACCCACAGUUACAGGGGCAAGUCCACACUGGAGGGAGAGGAGCACAGUGAGAGGGAGAGGGGGAAGGGCCACAGAGACAGAUAUGUGGAAUCUGAGGGCGACUCCAUGGCCACUAGCACCCAGCAGGACCCUGGAGAUCAGAGGUGGGGCACAGAGAUACCUGAGGACUCAGACAACCAGAGGAAUGUCAGACGGACAGGACGGACGGCCAUCCACAUCCCCCCUGUCACCAUCACCUCCCCGCCUGGGGAGACCACCCUUAUCCCCAUGAACAGUAUAGACUGUGAGACCAUACCUAUGAACAAGGAGAAGAAGACCCUGGAGGCGUUGACUCGGACCGGACCCAGACCCAUUCUCCCCUACAGCUCCAUGUUUGUGUUUGGCCAGACCAACAUGGUGCGGCGUCUGUGUCAUUACAUUGUGAGCCUGCGGUACUUUGAGAUGUGUAUCCUGGUAGUGAUAUCUAUGAGUAGCAUUGCAUUGGCUGCUGAGGACCCUGUCCAGGCCAACGCUCCACGCAACAAUGUGCUCAAGUAUCUGGACUACGUCUUUACGGGAGUUUUCACAUUUGAGAUGGUGAUUAAGAUGGUUGACCUGGGCCUUCUUCUCCAUCCUGGUUCUUACUUCAGAGAUCUCUGGAACAUUCUGGACUUCAUUGUGGUCAGUGGAGCACUGGUGGCAUUUGCAUUUUCAGGGUCCAAAGGAAAGGACAUCAGCACCAUCAAGUCCCUCAGAGUUCUGCGAGUCUUACGGCCCCUCAAGACCAUCAAGCGCCUGCCAAAGCUGAAGGCUGUGUUUGACUGUGUGGUCAACUCCCUGAAGAACGUCUUCAACAUCCUCAUUGUCUACAUGCUCUUCAUGUUCAUCUUUGCUGUCAUCGCUGUGCAACUGUUCAAGGGGAAGUUCUUCUACUGCUCCGAUGAGUCCAAGGCACUGGAGAAGGACUGCAGAGGUAAUUUCCUGGACUACGAUAAGGAUGAGGUGGCCACCCAGCCUCGGGUGUGGAAGAAGUAUGAGUUCCACUAUGACAACGUGCUGUGGGCCUUCCUCACUCUCUUCACUGUGUCCACCGGAGAGGGCUGGCCCGAUGUUCUGAAGCACUCUGUGGACGCUACCUUUGAGGACCAGGGUCCCAGUCCAGGCUACCGUAUAGAGAUCUCCAUCUUCUACGUGGUCUACUUCGUGGUCUUUCCCUUCUUCUUCGUCAACAUCUUUGUGGCCUUGAUCAUCAUUACCUUCCAGGAGCAAGGGGACAAGGCCAUGUCAGAGUGCAGCCUGGAGAAAAACGAGAGGGCCUGCAUUGACUUCGCCAUCAACGCCAAGCCACUGACGCGUUACAUGCCAGAGAACGUGGAGUCCUUCCAGUACCGGAUGUGGAAGUUUGUGGUGUCACCCCCGUUUGAGUACGCCAUUAUGAUCAUGAUCGCCCUGAACACCGUGGUGCUCAUGAUGAAGUUCCAUGGAGCUCCAGACUUCUACGAGGCCAUGUUGAAGCACUUCAACAUCGUCUUCACUGCCCUCUUCUCUCUGGAGUGUAUUCUGAAGAUCAUCGCCUUCGGACCACUAAACUACCUGAAGGAUGCCUGGAAUGUGUUUGACUUUGUGACCGUGCUGGGAAGUAUAACUGACAUCGUGGUCACAGAAAUCAAUACAACGGACCGGCUUUUGAACCUGAGUUUUCUGAGGCUGUUCAGAGCAGCUCGUCUCAUCAAACUACUGAGGCAAGGCUACACCAUCCGUAUCCUGCUGUGGACCUUCGUCCAGUCCUUUAAGGCCCUGCCCUAUGUUUGCCUUCUGAUAGCAAUGCUGUUCUUCAUCUAUGCCAUCAUCGGUAUGCAGGUGUUCGGAAACAUUGAGCUCAACGAGGACACAUCCAUCACUCACCACAACAACUUCCGCACUUUUCUUCAGGCUCUCAUGCUACUGUUCAGGAGUGCCACAGGGGAGGCGUGGCAUGAGAUCAUGCUGUCGUGUUUGAGUCACAGAGCCUGUGAUGAGAGGUCAGGCAACCUGGGGAAGGAGUGUGGCAGCGACUUUGCCUACUUCUACUUUGUGUCCUUCAUCUUCCUCUGCUCUUUCCUGAUGCUUAAUCUGUUUGUGGCUGUGAUCAUGGAUAACUUUGAAUACCUGACUCGAGACUCUUCUAUACUGGGGCCUCAUCAUCUGGAUGAAUUCAUCCGUGUUUGGGCUGAGUACGACCCUGCUGCCUGUGGCCGUAUCAAGUACCUCGAUAUGUAUCAGAUACUCCUCCACAUGUCCCCACCCUUAGGUUUGGGAAAGAAAUGUCCGCCAAGAGUCGCCUACAAGCGGCUAGUCAAGAUGAACAUGCCCAUCGCUGAUGACAACACAGUCCACUUCACCUCUACACUCAUGGCCCUGAUCCGUACGGCUCUGGAGAUCAAACUGGCCUCAGGGAUGGUUGCCCAGCGUCUCUCUGAUGCUGAGCUGAAGAAAGAGCUCUCCCAGGUUUGGCCAAGCCUCUCACAGAAAACUAUGGAUCUGUUGGUGACACCACACAAACCCAAUGAGCUUACUGUUGGGAAGGUGUAUGCAGCCCUGAUGAUCUUUGACUACUACAAGCAGAACAGAGCCAAGAGGCUCAAGGAACAGCAACAGCAGCAGCAGAAUGCUACUGGCUCCCAGGGGAAGGUGGGGGCUCUGUUUAAACCAAUACUGCCCCUGACUCACAAGCAGGAGAAAGUGAAGGAGAAGGCCAUGACCAACGUGGAGCCUCCCUGUGAGCUACUGCCUCAGCCCCAGUCUCAGGCCCUACCUAGACCCAGCUCCACCCUGCUCAACAACGGAGGCACACUGCCAGGCCAUGACGGCACCAUGAAAGGAUCAUCCUCCUGGGUGUCAGAGAAGUCUAGAGAGGUCCACAGACCCAGGAAUAAUACACCUGUCCAAAGGGGCCAGUCUGAGGAUGUCCCAAACCUAACCAUCCCCCAGGAGUCAGUGGAGAUGAGGAAGAUGGACACCAGUUGCAGCACAGUGCCUGGUCCUGGGUCUGGACUGGAGAGCCAGGGAAGAGCUGUGUCCAUGCCUCGCCUCAACGCAGAGCUGCAGAGGAGCAUUUCGCGCCACUCCCCGGGGACCCUGCUGGCACCUGUUCCUGACUGCAGCCCAGUGAAACGCUCUGCGUCCACCCACGCCCCCCAGCGCCCCCAGGAGGUGAACCUGCAUGAAUACACCCUGGAGAGGCCCAGCACCCAAGAAAGGCCUCACCAUCACCACCACCGCUGCCACCACCACCGAGAGAGGGACAAGAAGCAGCGGUCACUGGACAGGACGCCAAGCACCAUUGGUGCACCAGGAGACCCGGCUGCAGAGCCCUCAUCUAGAGACAGGGUGCAGGACCGUGGCCGCUCCCAUGAGAGGAAGAACCACUCGACGGCAGGGGAGAAGCAGCGCUACUACUCUUGUGAUCGCUACAGCAGCAGGGAACACUGCCACACCACCAAGUCUGCCACCACCAGCUGUGCCACCUCCCCAAGCGAGGUGCAGGAACCCAACAUCAACAAGCAGGGUAGUGGUUCGGUUAAAGGCAGCCCAGUGAUGUUGACCUCAGGGGCUAUCACACCUCGCCGUGGACGCAGGCAACUCCCACAGACCCCCCUGACCCCCCGCCCCGGGGUGACGUUCAAGACUGCAAACUCCUCCCCUGUGCACUUUAUGUCUGCCCAGUGUGGCAGCGGCCUGCCCACCCUGAGUCCUGGCCGGCUGAGCCGUGGGCUGUCUGAGCACAAUGCCCUGCUGCAUAGUGGCACCUCUCACAUCCCCUCCCCCAUCACCCGCAUCAGCUCUGAGCCCUUCCUGGGCUAUAGUCACAGUGACCCCCAGGGCCAGGGUAGCCCCUACUGCAACCUCUGGGACGAGCUGAUGAGCCCUUAUGCUGCCAGAGCACGCUCCCCUCGGACUGCACGUCCUCAAAUGAGGCCGGGGGCCCUCCACCUGCCUCCACCACCCCAGAAGAGACGUGUGGUGCCUAACGAAUGCCACUUUACCUUUGGUGGUAAUGGCAAAGCCAGCCUGGGCUCUGACUCUGGUGCCAGGCCACACAGGUACUAUCACGAGGCAGAGGAGGAUGAAUGGUGCUAGCAUGGCUUUGAACAGAUGUUUUUAAUGCAUUUUGAGGAAUCGUGAUGAGUUUUAUCAUCUUUUUUGAAGGUUUUAGUUUACACGGUUGCUGUAUGAUAAGCUAAUUAUGGGAAAUAAAUCAUGGAGGGGUGGAAUUCAUUUGAAUGUGAACAAAACAGCAGCAUUUUUAGGACCUGGAUGAAUAUGAAAGUGGAUGUGUAUUUGGUGAAUUGUUGGUAAUUCAGUUGGAUCUGACCAACUGUAAGGUGUCUUAUGCACUGAAGACAAUGGCAUUUUUCAUUGAGGGCACUUUUGCUUUGCUUCUUUAUCAAAUGUAAUUAUUUUUCAGUCUUGAUAUUGACCCAGAUAGUGGCAUAAGAAACCCUCCUACAGGUACACAGAGUAGAGAUGGGUAAGCAGCAGCCCUCUUUGCUGUCUCUGCGAUGAGCAGAAUGAUCGGCUCAAUGGAAAGUCCCAUGACAAUACCUAGACACUGUUAAGCAAGUGUAAUACCACAUGAUUAGGAAAUACUUAUUGAAACUUCCCUAAGAAACACACUGGAAAAUAUCCUAAACAGCUAUUGCUUUGCUUUGGGACUCUUACCAUUCGAUAAUAUAAAGGGAUUUACAGUAGCCCAAUCCAUUAUAUAGUAGCCCAUUCCCUUCCUGUCAGAAGAUACAGCCUGAUAGAGCAGAGGGAUCGAUGCUGUCAUUCCAGACAAUGAUUGUUGAUUUGCUGCUGUUGAACCAUCAAACUUUACUACCACUACUAGAGAGAAAUUAGGAAUGGAAAUGAAAUGUUAUUUGUUUUAUAUAAAACUAUUGUAGAUGUUAUCUUUUCACUGUCUGCAUUUUCUGUAUGAUGUAAAAAAAAAAACACUUAGCUUAUGUAAAUUGCUUACAGUUUGUCAUAAUUUCAGGUCUAAUGUUUCUUACAUACUCUCUGCUUCCAAUGUUUAAUACAAAGUGCCUAUCCUUUUUAGAUAUACUGUAGUAAAGAUGCAAAGUCAACCGUUUUUGGAAAGCAUCAACACUUAAGCAGUUUGUUCAAUUGGCUAGUUCUGCAGGAGAACAAGAUGUACAGCCAGCCUUAUCUGAGAAACGCUGACUUUUAUUUGAGAAAAAUGAAAUUACUAAUUACCUUAUGAUUGCUGAUAUUUUUCUUGUUUAAUUGUCUUUUUGGUAAAUAUAUUUAAUCAAUGUGAGGGGUACAAUGAAAGCUAGUGCAAAAGCAUAUAUCAUGAACACGUAACAAACAUGCAUUAAUUGCAUUAGUAGCAUAUCAGUCCAGUUAGGAAGACAUUAUCAGAGUAACACAACUGCAUGUUUAAAUCAUAAACCUGGUUGACCACAGUUAUGAAGAGGUAGUAGUGUAUAUUUAUUUUCCUUGUGAGGAUACUCAACUGCGAUAGCAUUGCAACCUCUGUAUUGCCUUCUGUUUCAAUGUUAGAACUGCAGACUCAGUAAAGAACAUAAGGAAUCUGAUGAUAAACAAACAGUGUGCACUUUUUGGAUGGAUGUUCUUGAGAAGCAACGAUGAAUACAGAUCCCUGAUGAGAGAGUGUGCUGAGUUGGGGCCCUAGCACCCUCUGUGUCUCUCAAUUGGCUCAGACCCCUUUGUGGUAAGGUUUAAGUCUCCCCAUUGGCUCGGACCCACGUGACUAAGAUCUGCCCCCCGAUCUAAGCUUCCAUUUUUAAGAAGAGGAUUUCCCAGCUGUCAGAUUAUAAUAUAAAUCUGGUUCACACCUUCUAUCUUUCUAUCUACCCAUCCCAUGAUAACCGCUGAUGUUGAUGAUUCACAUCUGCCUCUAAAAAGCUUCAGAUAUUAUACAUGGAUAGUAAUAUAAUAUCAUUGAAAAUGUUGCCCUGGGAUGGAUGAUGUAAUUCUUGGAUAGCUAAAAGUUUCUGCACUUUUCUAUUCUACAGUACAUUGGGGGUGGAAUGUAACCAGGUAUGCUGUAUAAAGUAUGCUCUACUCCAGUGAAGGUGUUGCUCAAUUAUUGAUAGUAGCGGAGAUACUGUAGGUUGGACCAGGUGUUGCCAUGACCACACACUCGUCUGGGCUCUGUACUGCAUAUUUCCCAGAAGCAGGGUUUUGAUGACAGGGAAAGUAGGGCUAUGCAACAAGACACUAAGGUCAUAUACUUCAUCCAUUCUGUAGCUUUACGUGCUGAGAUCUCCAGAUUCAUUCUUCAGCAUGAUUGUGACCAAAUGUUUUAUAUAAAACGUUGUUUUUUUAAAUGCUAAAAAUGUACUUAAAAAUGCAUUAGGCACAACGAGUAAAGCGGAAAUUCAUAAAGUAUUUAGAAAUACAGCAACUUCUAUAUAUUUGCAUGCAUACAAUUUGCCCAUUUUGAUGAUGUCAAGAGGUAAACCUGUGUCUUAAAAAGUAAGUGAACAAUGUUAUGGUUAUUUCUAUCUGUUCCGUGUCAGGUCACCUGAGAGGGGUGAUCGCUUCAGAGGAGGGUGUUCAGAAAUAUUGAAUAAACUGUAAUGGUUUUAUUUUGUAUAAGACAGGAACAAAUUCUCCACAUUAUUGUACAGAUACAUUAAUUGAUUACCCGUUGACAUGUUGCCAUAGUGGGUCAAAAACAUACAAUACAAUCAGUCUCUUCCUUCA